Rattus rattus (black rat) is the source of this 2654-nucleotide messenger RNA. RefSeq names its product male germ cell associated kinase (gene Mak). The transcript is spliced from 14 exons. Gene Ontology annotation, cellular component: cytoplasm; cilium; nucleus. Gene Ontology annotation, molecular function: ATP binding; protein serine/threonine kinase activity. Lineage: Eukaryota; Metazoa; Chordata; Mammalia; Rodentia; Muridae. Bases 295 to 2163 code for a protein of 622 amino acids. The record is from RefSeq and is a predicted model, not a curated record. Gene Ontology annotation, biological process: cilium assembly; intracellular signal transduction; intraciliary transport.
CGGGCUGGCGCGCCCUGGCCGUUUCCUAGGAUACGAAACACACAAGGCGCUGGAGCUUCACAAGGGAGCGAUCGAGGGUGUCCUUAAGAAUGGACUCAGUGUCUCUUUGCCAGAUUCCUUAUUGCUGUAUCCCAUGAGCCUACCUGACCUUGAGGAGGAGCCGUGUUUAAUGAUGACAAGCCCGUCACCCGUGUAGUGACAAAAAGGAGGACCACAAGGAAAGACGGAUUUAGAUUUCUACUCAGCAAGGAAGCGAGCUCUGUCAGCAACCCCUCUGGAUUACCUUUUCCCAAGAUGAACCGAUAUACAACCAUGAGGCAGCUGGGGGACGGCACGUACGGGAGUGUGCUUAUGGGCAAGAGCAAUGAGUCUGGGGAGCUGGUGGCAAUCAAGAGGAUGAAGAGAAAGUUCUAUUCUUGGGAUGAGUGUAUGAACUUGCGAGAAGUUAAGUCCCUGAAGAAACUCAAUCAUGCCAAUGUGAUUAAACUAAAAGAAGUUAUCAGAGAAAAUGACCAUCUUUAUUUUAUAUUUGAAUAUAUGAAAGAAAACCUCUAUCAGCUAAUGAAAGACAGAAACAAACUGUUCCCUGAGUCGGUCAUCAGAAAUAUUAUGUAUCAGAUACUACAGGGGCUGGCAUUUAUCCACAAACACGGCUUUUUUCACAGGGACAUGAAACCUGAGAACUUGCUUUGCAUGGGUCCAGAGCUGGUGAAGAUUGCUGAUUUUGGACUUGCGAGAGAAUUAAGAUCACAGCCACCAUAUACUGACUAUGUGUCUACCAGAUGGUACCGCGCUCCUGAAGUUUUGCUAAGGUCUUCAGUGUACAGCUCUCCCAUUGACGUGUGGGCCGUGGGAAGUAUAAUGGCCGAGCUAUAUACGUUUAGACCGCUUUUCCCAGGGACCAGUGAAGUUGAUGAGAUCUUUAAAAUUUGCCAAGUGUUAGGGACUCCCAAGAAAAGUGACUGGCCAGAGGGGUACCAGCUGGCAUCCUCCAUGAACUUCCGAUUUCCCCAGUGCAUUCCUAUAAACCUGAAAACUCUCAUCCCCAAUGCCAGUAGCGAGGCUAUUCAGCUUAUGACAGAAAUGCUUAACUGGGAUCCAAAGAAACGGCCAACUGCAAGCCAGGCACUGAAACACCCAUAUUUUCAAGUCGGUCAGGUAUUGGGCCCUUCUGCACACCAUCUGGAUGCAAAACAGACUUUGCACAAGCAGCUGCAGCCUCCAGAGCCAAAGCCAUCUUCCUCUGAACGGGAUCCUAAGCCUUUGCCAAACAUCCUUGAUCAGCCUGCCGGGCAGCCCCAGCCAAAACAGGGCCACCAACCACUGCAGGCCAUUCAGCCACCACAGAACACAGUGGUUCAGCCACCUCCAAAGCAGCAGGGUCACCAUAAGCAACCACAAACGUUGUUUCCAAGUAUCGUCAAAACCAUACCAACGAAUCCAGUCAGCACAGUAGGCCAUAAGGGGGCCCGGAGACGGUGGGGUCAGACAGUCUUCAAGUCUGGAGACAGCUGUGACAACAUCGAGGACUGCGACUUGGGAGCCUCCCACUCCAAGAAGCUGAGCAUGGAUGCCUUCAAGGAAAAAAAGAAGAAGGAGUCUCCAUUUCGGUUUCCAGAAGCAGGACUCCCAGUCUCCAACCACUUGAAGGGGGAAAAUAGGAAUUUACAUGCAUCCUUAAAAUCUGACACAAACUUGUCAACUGCUUCAACCGCUAAGCAGUACUAUUUGAAACAAUCAAGAUACCUUCCGGGUGUGAACCCCAAGAACGUGUCUUUGGUAGCUGGCGGCAAGGAUAUAAAUUCACACUCUUGGAAUAAUCAGCUAUUUCCUAAGUCGCUGGGAUCCAUGGGGGCGGACCUUGCUUUCAAGAGGAAUAACGCAGCAGGGAACCUUGGGAGCUACAGCGCUUACAACCAGACGGGAUGCGUGCCUUCCUUUCUCAAGAAAGAAGUGGGAUCAGCUGGCCAGAGGAUCCACUUGGCACCUCUGGGUGCGUCGGCUGCCGACUAUACCUGGAGCACAAAAACUGGCCGAGGCCAGUUUUCAGGACGAACUUACAAUCCCACAGCCAAAAAUCUCAAUAUUGUGAACCGCACACAGCCAGUCCCCUCGGUGCACGGGAGGACAGACUGGGUGGCUAAGUACGGAGGCCACCGGUAGGAGAAGUGGAAGCCUGAAGCAUUGCUCCGUAGAGGACAAUCACGCCCCUUGAUCCUGGGAGACGUCUACAGAGUCUAUUUCUACCGAGUUCCACAGGACGCACACAACCGUGGGCGCCUCAGAGACCGGAAGUCAGCUCCCGAUUUCUUCCUUUUCCGGAAAUGCAAUGCAUUUUCUUAACUUGUGGCCAGCAGUGCUGAUGCAGCACCGUGCUGAAACUUUUGAGCGGGACUUUUAAAGAGUAUUGAAUAAAUUAUUUGCCAAAGUAUCAAGUAUUUGAUCUACCAAUUCCUAGAUAAAUACACAGGCUUUUAGAGCACUUCUCUGGGAAGUGAGUACAAAGGCUUCACUCCCGCCUGCUGUGUAGUAGCCUAGGUAAGCUAUUGAGGCCCUGGACCUGACUGAUUUGCCUCAGCUCUCUUUUCAUAGCGGUGAGGCAGGCUCCUGGGGCUGAGUUACUGGGCUGACCUGGCAGAGGGUCUAUCCUCCCA